UAGAAAGGAAAAGUGGGAUUGGGGCGGUGACGUUAUCUCUCUGGAAAAGAGGGAGGGAGGAAAAAGAGAGGGAGGGCUGGACUCCAUUAAUGCGAAGCCUGCCGCCUGGAAAAGUGUUUGGGAUACUUCACUUCUUCGGCGAGUUCUUCGGGGAUUUUUUUCUCUUUUUAGCACCCAGUCAAUAAUAUAUACAUGAUUUAAAGAAGGGGGGCUUGUUCUGUGCCGUGUAGUCGACUCUUUUGGUGUGUUUUUUUCCCGUCUUUUUGAAGGAUGGCACUGGAUGGGAUCCGGAUGCCCGAUGGCUGCUAUGCCGACGGCACAUGGGAGCUGAAGAUGCAUGUCACCGACCUCCACAGGGACGUGUCUCUGAGAGUCACUGGGGAAAUCCACAUCGGUGGAGUUAUGCUCAAACUUGUGGAGAAGCUAGAUGUGAAGAAGGACUGGUCAGACCAUGCCCUGUGGUGGGAAAAGAAGAAGACAUGGCUGCUGAAAACCCACUGGACUUUGGACAAGUACGGCAUCCAGGCCGACGCCAGGCUGCUCUUCACGCCGCAGCACAAACUGCUGCGCCUGCAGCUGCCCAACAUGAAGCACAUGAAGGUCAAGGUGAACUUCUCAGACCGGGUCUUCAAGGCUGCGUCGGACAUCUGCAAGACUUUCAAUAUCCGCCACCCAGAGGAGUUGUCUCUACUGCGCAAACCUCGUGACCCCAAGAAGAAAAAGAAAAAGUUGGAGGAGGCAGAAGAGGACAGUCUGGAGCUGGAGGGUCCCCUGUUGACUCCUGGAUCUGCCUCUGAGAUAAUUUGCAUCGGACCAGUGAAAGGGAGUAUCUACUCUAGUCCAGGCUUGUACAGUAAGACCAUGACCCCCACCUACGAUUCCAGAGAUGGCAGCCCCCUGUCGCCCACCUCAGCCUGGUUUGGGGACAGCCCCCUGUCAGAGGGCAAUCCCGGCAUCCUUGCUGUCAGCCAGUCGAUAGCCUCACCAGACAUCCUGGUUAAACUCUACAAACCCCAGUCCCUGCUGGACAAAGCCAAGAUCAAUCAAGGGUGGCUGGACUCAUCCAGGUCUCUCAUGGAGCAGGAUGUGAAGGAGAACGAUGUGCUGCUGCUGAGGUUUAAAUAUCACAGCUUCUUUGACCUCAACCCUAAGUAUGAUGCCAUCAGAGUCAACCAGCUCUAUGAACAGGCCAAGUGGGCCAUCCUGCUGGAGGAAAUUGAGUGCACAGAGGAGGAAAUGAUGAUGUUUGCUGCCCUGCAGUACCACAUCAACAAGCUGUCAGGCAUGUCUUCAGACAACCACAUGAAUAACAGCGAGAAGGAGGUGGAUGAGGUGGAUGCAGCGCUGUCUGACCUGGAGAUUACUUUGGAGGGAGGGAAAACCUCCAGCACACUGGGUGACAUCACAUCUAUUCCAGAACUGGCAGACUACAUCAAAGUCUUCAAACCCAAGAAGCUGACGCUGAAGGGCUACAAGCAGUACUGGUGCACGUUCAAGGACAUCACGAUUUCCUGCUACAAGAGUAAAGAGGAAGCACUCGGGACACCUGCACACCAAAUGAAUCUCAGAGGUUGUGAGGUAACGCCAGAUGUGAAUAUUUCUGGUCAGAAAUUCAACAUCAAAUUGCUAAUCCCCGUGGCCGAUGGGAUGAACGAGAUCUGGCUUCGGUGUGACACAGAGAAACAGUACGCUCACUGGAUGGCAGCAUGUCGACUGGCCUCCAAAGGGAAGACCAUGGCUGACAGCUCAUACAACCUGGAGGUCCAGAACAUUCUCUCCUUCCUCAAGAUGCAACACAUGAACCCCGACCCUCAGUUCAUUGAACCAAUCACCACUGACAUCAACCCAGAGUGUCUGGUAUCUCCACGGUACCUUAAAAAGUACAAGAACAAGCAGCCAGGCUAUGUCAGGGAUUUGAUUUCCGCCCGAAUUCUUGAAGCCCAUCAGAAUGUGGCCCAGAUGAGUCUCAUCGAGGCUAAGAUGCGCUUCAUUCAGGCAUGGCAGUCCUUGCCAGAGUUUGGAAUCACUCACUUCCUUGCAAAAUUCCAAGGAGGAAAAAAAGAAGAGCUGAUCGGAAUCACCUAUAAUCGCCUGAUCCGGAUGGACGCCCACACUGGAGACGCAAUCAAGACCUGGCGCUUCAGCAACAUGAAACAGUGGAAUGUCAACUGGGAGAUCAAGAUGGUGACUGUUGAGUUUGCGGACGAGCCCAGUCUGUCCUUCAUCUGCGCCGAAGUGGACUGCAAGGUGGUCCACGAGUUCAUCGGCGGCUACAUCUUCCUGUCGACACGCGCCAAGGACCAGAAUGAGUCGCUAGAUGAGGAAAUGUUCUAUAAACUGACCAGCGGCUGGGUCUGAGCAGUCCCAGGCCAGCAGGGGUCAAUGAUUUUUAGGUCAGGGGUUGGGAAGCAGAGCAGGCUUGUAUGGGUUUAUUUUAUUGUAUUCUGUUGUCUUUUUAAGUGUUUGAAACUGUGCUGAAGAAGUCAAAGUUUAGCACAGAUAUUGCCAAGACUGACACAAUUAUUGUUCUAGCUUGAUAUAUCUAUCUAUCUAUCUUUGUAUAUAUAGCUAGAUAUAUAUAUCUAGCUAUAUAUAUACUGCAUUAAUGCUCAGUCAUUUGUUACGUCACUAAUGUUUUGGUUGGUACAAUCCAGAUGAAGCCUUGUGUUUUAGUAGGAACCUUAGAAUAACACCUUGUACCACCACCUUCUUAUUCUCCUCUUCGCUUUCUUGUCUUUUCUUCUAUUAGAGUUAUGGCCACAAAAUUGAAUCCAUGAUGACUGUUUGAUCAACCUUUAGAUUUAAUCCCAAAGAAUAUAUUUCAGACUUGUCUUUUUUUUCUCUCUUAAUCAUAUUCCGUAUUUUUCCUUAGUCUGGAAAAGUAUGGAUUUGAUUUUAUCAUUUGCCAAGUCUGGAGAAAUGUAGAGGAAAUGUUCUUUCAGACUUUUUUAGUUAUACAAAAGAUUUUAAAAAUCCACAUCUCAUAACAUGUGGCGUUAUUUCAAUAAUGACACUCAUUUGAGAUUCGUCUUUGUAACUAAUCUUUGUAACAUUUAAAUGAGCUUUUUUAAAUUUUGCGUCAUGAUGUCAUAACUAGUUUAAGUAUUAUGGAUUAAAUUAUACUUUGCCAAAUGCUCAAGAUGACUGAAGUAUCUUGAGCGUUUUGUUUUCAAAUGAUCAUAAUAAUGUAAUAAGAACUGACAAAAAAAUUUUGUCAAAUAAUUCUGAAUACUGAGUGAAGAUGAUGAAGUUCAAAACGGGGCACAUUUCAAAGCCCUGCAUUCUCUUCUAUACCUGGACUAAAGGAGCUAAAAUCUUGCCAUAUUAACUAAUAUUUAUUUCACAUAAAGGAGUGAGUCAAUCAAUAAAUCUGAUUGGUUGGGUAUUUGUAGUGGCAGUGGCUUUGGAUUACUGCUCUUUAUGCCCACCUUUCCCUUUCUAUUACUCUCCUUUGCGUCUCAUGGAAACCCUUUUGGUUUAUAGAUUCCUCUCUAUUAAGCUGUUAAAUUUUUCUUUUGCUUUCUUAUUUCACACUUUUCGUCUCGUUUGGUUGAGCCACCCGGUUGGCCGUGUAUUAGCCUUACGCAGACACCCUUGCAAGCCUUCAUUUGUAUUCAGCAGACUGAAUAGGAAACAUUUCUGAAAACGCUACACUUUAGUGCGCUGUAAUGAGCGUCCUGUGGGUUUUACCACCUGGGUGUACCGAAUAAGGUCAAAAUGUCUCAUUCAGUUCGAGUUAUAUGCAAAGGCACCAAUUCUUUUUGUGACUUGCCUACAUUUAUUUUUUUUUUAACUGUAACAGCAAAAGAUGUGGCCGUCUGUAGCUGCUUUUACGAGUUUUAAGCAACCGGAGACUUGAAAUUACAGCUGUGACGUUAAAGUGCAUGUACACUACACGAAAGGAGGAACACUAUCACUGUCCCUCGAAGCAUGUCCUACGUUAAUGAAGUCCUGUUUCUCACCGUAUAGUAUUAUAUUGUUAUCAAUACACACCAGCAAAAGGUCACCGAAUUUAAAGAAUGAAUAUGCAAUUUUUUUUUUUGUUCUCUUCUCAGUAUGAAGGAUUGAUAAAUGAAGUAUUGUUAUUUUUUGUAACUAAUGUAAAAACACAAACAUUUUAUAAAAUUGUACAGUGAUUUUUUUUUUUUUUCUGCUUUGGGGAUUUGGAGGUUUUUUUGUUUUGUUUUUUUCCUUUCAGAAGCCAUCAGUCGACGUGUGUAGCUUUCAGAACUGUGUCUGUACAUUGUGGUCUUACUGAGGUCCCACAUGACGAUGCAUAUGAAUUUAAAUGAAGAUAACACUAGUCUCAAACUCCUGACUUGGUUGAGAUGUUUUUUUUUCUUAUGUGCAGCCAGACCCUAUGCUGAGUCGUCAUUAUUUUUAGUUUAUUUUGUUCUUUUAUUUUUGUGUCUUCUCUUGUCCCAUUUGCAAAAAAGAAAAAAAAAAGUCAAUUAAUGGCCAAGAGAAUCAUAUUUAUUAUUUGUUUGAACUGACAACAAUUAUUUACAAACAUUUCUGCCUUAUAUUCAGCUUGUUCACAUUUUUUAUAACUUUUUUUUUUGUCACAACUGAAGAGUACCUAUAAUGUGGUGAAGAAGAUGACCCUGGAAUUUGAGACGAGACUGUUCAACAAAAAUUUAUAUUAAUAAAAAAUAAGAGAGAAGAAAAAACCCAAGCAUAUAUAAAUAUUUUUUUUCUUGUUGAUGCUUUGUUUGCCUCCAGUGUCCAGAGCAGCUGUGCAUGUCCUGCUGUUCUGUUUUCUGACUGUAAAAAAAAAAAAAAAUGCAUUUAUUUAAAAAAAAAAAAAUAAAGUAAUUUUUAUUUAAAUUAUUUGGCUCCAGUUUUUGCAGAGGCAUCUCUGCAAAAACAUCUGCACUCUUUUUGGUACAUUUCAUACCAAGUGGUAGACUCCAAUAAUGCAUACAUUGUAGUUCUUGAGUUGCUGACGGCAGCCGAGUGCAGAAAGAAUGAGAAGUCAUCAUGGUGUACUUGUUUACUUGCAAACAGGAGAUAUAUGGACUGAUGGAUUAAACUGCAUCCCAGCAGUCCAAUCCAUCAGUUCUGAAUAAAAUAUUGCCUACACCUUCAUUUUUUUGUCACUUCAUGUAAAAUGCUGUCUUAUGACGUUUUUUAAGCAGUUUAUUGCAUUGAGUUUGACUCGAUCUGCAUGACAUUUGCACUUUGUGACUCUUCCUCUUUUUUUUUUUUUUUUUAGGCUGUACAAUUAUUUACUUGAAGUCUUUUUGAAGCCUUCUUUAAAGCUUUGUAUGCACUGGCUUUAUCUUUCCACUAGAUGACAGAGUUCAACCAGAAGUACGCCUCCAUGCGACAGUCUCAGGCUGGUGCAAUCCAAACGUGACGAAAACAGA
Molecule: messenger RNA, 5369 nt
Organism: Gambusia affinis (western mosquitofish)
Lineage: Eukaryota; Metazoa; Chordata; Actinopteri; Cyprinodontiformes; Poeciliidae
Gene: fermt2
Product: FERM domain containing kindlin 2
Exons: 17
Coding region: 271-2358 (695 amino acids)
Biological process (GO): integrin-mediated signaling pathway; cell-matrix adhesion
Cellular component (GO): focal adhesion; extrinsic component of cytoplasmic side of plasma membrane
Molecular function (GO): integrin binding
Source: RefSeq, a predicted model, not a curated record